This is a messenger RNA of Nicotiana tabacum (common tobacco), 794 nucleotides long. NCBI's taxonomy places the organism in Eukaryota, Viridiplantae, Streptophyta, Magnoliopsida, Solanales, Solanaceae. The record is from RefSeq and is a predicted model, not a curated record.
UCGCGACGGAAUCAAAAUUUAUCUUCAUCUGUUCCGCUCUCUCUCUCUCUAGCUACAUCUGUGAAUUAACGAGACAUUUCCUCCAUGCAGUUCAGCUGAUAAUUAAAGGAUAUCGUGGAAAUGGCAACCUAUAUGUGGAGGAAAUAUGCAGAUUAUGUGUACACAAAGUGGGAGAAGACAAUUCUAUGGGAUAUGGUCGAACCAUUUAGGAGACCAAAAUCGUUUACACCUCUUGUCACAAUCUAUGUUUGUGCAUUUUAUACAGGGGUUAUUGGGGCAGCCAUCACUGAGCAACUCUACAAGGAAAAAUACUGGGAAGAACACCCUGGGCAAGAAGUGCCUCUAAUGAAGCCGAUGUUUUAUGGCGGCCCUUGGAGAGUAAUGAGAGGUGAUGUUCCUCCUAUGGGAAAGUUCAAUCUCUGAGCAGCAGUCAGUUGAUAGUUAUAAGGUAUCUAAUAUAAGCUCUAUGAAAAGGAAAAGUAGCGAGAUAUGUUGUAGGUGCACACGAGUUCAAAAUUCUAUCUGUGAACCAAGUUUAGUAUAUACGUAGAGAGAAGGGUAGAAGGGCAUAUCCAUUAUUCACUGAAAAGGGAAAGAUACCACUUUCUUUGCAUUUAUCGUGUGUUUAUAUUUGACCUAUCCUCACUUGUAAAGAUUUUAAUCUAGCUGUUUACUAUGUUGUCGGGCAUUUUUCUGAUCCUAACUGGGUUGUUUAGGGCUAGUCUGCUAGUAUCUUGUCGUUAUUCCUGCAAGUAUUACGGCUACUUCUUACUAUCUUCCGCUUCAGUUUUCUA